Molecule: messenger RNA, 1208 nt
Organism: Calidris pugnax (ruff)
Lineage: Eukaryota; Metazoa; Chordata; Aves; Charadriiformes; Scolopacidae
Gene: PIGX
Product: phosphatidylinositol glycan anchor biosynthesis class X
Exons: 6
Coding region: 44-796 (250 amino acids)
Biological process (GO): GPI anchor biosynthetic process
Cellular component (GO): endoplasmic reticulum membrane
Source: RefSeq, a predicted model, not a curated record
AGGCGGGCGCGAAUGGCGCCAGGCUGUAGGGAGCGGGCCUGUCAUGGCGGGCGGCCCGCGGCGGCGGGGGCUGGCGCUGCUCCGCGCCGGGCUGACAGCGCUCCUCUGCGGCCUCCAUGUGCAGGCCGCUUGUCAGGAUGCCACUGUCACGCAGGAGCUUCUGAAAGAGGGAUUUCACAGGGACCUGCUGGUGAGGGUGGAACUCGGUGCAGCAGGGGAGGAGGCAGAAGGGUGUGCAGUGGCAGCUAGAACUCGUCUUCCACCAGGAAUCUACGUGGAUCCCUACGAGCUGGCAUCACUGCAGCAGCACAAUUUAACAAAGGUGGUGUUAAUUCCUGAUGUCAUCGAUGUGGAGGCUCCUGAGUACUUAGCUACAGAGCUUCUUGUUCUCCUGCACAUGGAACCUGACUCUGGGUGUUCUCACUGUUUUAGAGCUGCUGUGCCUGUGCAUGGGCGCUACCACCGGCCGGCAGCAGGGAGUGAGGAAGCCUUGGUGAUUCUGAAGAGCCCAGAAGUACUGGUCUGCUGCUGUGACAAUCGCCUGUCAGCAGAGUGUUGGGAGCCUGCUGAAGUGGAAGCUCCCUGUUUGGGCAAAGCCACGGGCCCCUGUCAGUGGUACAGCAAAACACACAAACUGGCGUGUGAGGAAUCAAUUCUGCAGGUUCCAGUGGGGGUCAGACAACAUAGUUCCUUAGUGUGUGUCACGACUCUUCUUGCCACGGUGCUCUGUUCCAGUCUGAUUCUGGCAGCUCUAUGCAAAUAUGGACACUUCUGCCCCGUGACCUGCUCAGAAUAAAGAAAUACGGAGUGACUGAGCUCCGUCCAGCAAAACUAACUGAAUAUUACGUCAGCUUCCUAAAGGAAUUCUACUCUAUGAUUAUUUAUAUCUUGUUAAUGUGCAAGGGUGCCAUAAUGGGUUAUAGUUCCCUUGGCCUAAUUCCUACAAACACCUUUCACACACAGAAGACUGUUUUGACGUGUUGUCAAUAGACAAAGCAGACGGAGGGUAGGAAGUAGUGCUGCAAAAAGCUGGAAGGACUGCUACAGUCUCGGUCUCCGUUCCCUCCCCCUGACCCAGAGCUUUGACUACAGUGCUGCCUUUUGCAGAUGCGUUGGUAUUUCUUGAAUUUAAACUAAGCAACUCAGGGAUUGGUUAUUAAAGGUAUGAAAAGCACUCUCUCUCAUUAAAGUUUCUGAUUUUCAAUUUU